This is a messenger RNA of Brachypodium distachyon (stiff brome), 1652 nucleotides long. RefSeq names its product probable glycosyltransferase 5. Gene Ontology annotation, cellular component: membrane; trans-Golgi network; endosome. The transcript has a single exon. Bases 101 to 1444 code for a protein of 447 amino acids. The record is from RefSeq and is a predicted model, not a curated record. Gene Ontology annotation, molecular function: hexosyltransferase activity; UDP-xylosyltransferase activity; xyloglucan 6-xylosyltransferase activity. Gene Ontology annotation, biological process: xyloglucan biosynthetic process. Lineage: Eukaryota; Viridiplantae; Streptophyta; Magnoliopsida; Poales; Poaceae.
CAGCAUAACAGAAGCAUUUGUUUGCGAGCUCUCAAAGUUGAACUCAGCGCCGGCCGCGAGCUCACCACAGCAUAUUACUAUCAUAGCAGCGCAGCGCAAUAUGGGGGAACGCAAGCCGGCCAGCGACCGGCGAUCCGGCCGCUGCCAGCAUUACUACUACCACUGCCGGCCGGCAAACACCAUCACCCCCCUCGCCUUCGUCCUCCUCGUCACCGGCGCGCUGUUCCUCAUCCUCGGCCCGACCAACUCCUCCCUCACUCUCCCCGCACUCCGCGUCCAGUUCAGCAACCCCAUCCACAUCGCCGCCGCCGAAUCUCCCCAACCGCCUCCCGAAGCCGGCAACAACACCGCGACAACCGUCGACGACGGCGACGAGGAUGCGGGCCUCCCGCCGGCCCGGCAGCUGACGGACCCGCCCUACUCGCUGGGCCGCACCAUCCUGGGUUACGACGCGCGCCGGUCCGCGUGGCUCGCCGCGCACCCGGAGUUCCCGGCCCGCGUGCCGCCCGCAGGCCGGCCCAGGGUGCUGCUCGUGACCGGGUCGGCCCCGUCCCGGUGCCCCGACCAGGACGGCGACCACCUGCUGCUGCGCGCGUUCAAGAACAAGGCGGACUACUGCCGCGUCCACGGCCUCGACGUCUUCUACAACACGGCGUUCCUGGACCCCGAGAUGUCCGGCUUCUGGGCCAAGCUGCCGCUGCUGCGGUCCAUGAUGCUGGCCCACCCUGAGGCGGAGUUCCUCUGGUGGGUGGACUCCGACGCGGUGUUCACGGACAUUCUCUUCGAGCUCCCCUGGGACCGGUACGCGGGGCACAACCUCGUGCUCCACGGCUGGGAGGCCAAGGUGUACGAGGAGAAGCACUGGGUCGGGAUCAACACCGGCAGCUUCCUCAUCCGCAACUGCCAGUGGUCGCUGGACCUCCUGGACGCGCUGGCGCCCAUGGGGCCCCGAGGCCCCGUGCGGGACAUGUACGGGGAGCUCUUCGCCAAGGAGCUCACGGGCCGGCCGCCGUUCGAGGCGGACGACCAGUCGGCGCUCGUGUACCUGCUGGUGACGCAGCGGGAGCGGUGGGGCGACAAGGUCUUCUUCGAGAACUCGUACGACCUCAACGGCUUCUGGGAGGGGAUCGUGGACAGGUACGAGGAGAUGCGGAGCAAAGGCCGCGGCGAGGGCAAGUGGCCCCUCGUCACGCACUUCGUCGGGUGCAAGCCGUGUCGCCGGUACGUGGACAGCUACCCGGCGGAGAAGUGCCGCCUCGGGAUGGAGCGCGCGUUCAACUUCGCCGACGACCAGAUCCUCAAGCUCUACGGGUUCGCGCACGAGUCGCUCAACGGCACCGCCGUGCAGCGCGUCGGGAAUGACACCGGCGGGCCGCUGGACGCGGACGACGGCGAGCUCGCCCGGCUGUUGCACCCCACGUUCAGGGCCGCCGUGCCAACGUAGACGGCCACACUGGCCUGCGAUGUUAUUCUGUUUUGUCGUCCUUUGGCUUGUUUUUCAAAUUCUUUUUCCACGUAUUUUUCUCAUCGUUACCGGAGCGCCUGCUUAAUUGCUUGGAAGCCGUCAAAUGCGAAGUGCCGCAACAUAUGCACUAUAGAAAAAGGAGCACUGCUAGAAGCGUGUAAUAAUACUCGGAAAUCCAUUACAGACC